Messenger RNA from Dibothriocephalus latus, 3039 nucleotides. NCBI's taxonomy places the organism in Eukaryota, Metazoa, Platyhelminthes, Cestoda, Diphyllobothriidea, Diphyllobothriidae. The record is from the annotation of a GenBank genome assembly.
AUGGAAUUCGGAUUUAUCUCAAGAGCAAAUGACGACUACAGUUUUAUUGGCGUACAGUCAGGAAAGCCAUACGUCCAGUUGGUUUCGGAUACAGAGGACUACAUAAUGAAAGAUGGAAAACCUCUGCAUGUCGAAUAUAUAUCCGUUGCUGAAAGGAUUUUAAAGCGUUUCCCCGUCUUCAGUAACUUCAGUGAAAGCAGUGGAUUUCACUUGAAGGGAAGACUACCUCUACCUUUGAACGAACUGCUAAAAGAUGAAUUGGUGAUCCUCUGGCUGAAAUUGAACGAACGCCGUCUUAUUCGAGAACGUCAAGGAAAGGAUCAAAAACUAAUUAUUCACCCUGUCAAACGCCGACUUGCGUUGAAAGAGAAUGAAAAAGAUGCCUGGCUUUCUAAUGUGCGGAUUUUGGUUCUUGACUCCGACGACACAAAUGCCCUGUUUUCCGGCAAUUUGACCAAGUUUCUUAAAAAUUUACAGCUCUUGUCUUUAUCGAGGAGCAGUUUACAGUCACUAAGCGGAGUAGCAAAUAUGCAGAAACUGAAGAUUCUCGCUGCAGAGGGCAAUAACUUGCGAUCAUUUAACGAAGUUGCCUGUGAUUUCUUGCACCUUGAAUACCUGUAUUUGUCGCACAAUAAUAUCAGCACUCCCCUGAUGCAGUCAGAUAUUAAUAAUUUGUUUGCCAUCAGAGAGAUUGAUUUAUCUUACAAUAAACUUGAAAUACUUCCUGGAGAGUUGCUUCUACUUCCUUCUUUGGAGAUACUGAACAUAAGCCAUAACAACCUGAAUGUGCUCUCGCUUAACCGAAUGCGUCAUCGACCCUUGACAAAGCGCCUUCAUUUAUUGGAUCUCUCAUACAACAAAUUAGUUGUAUUUCCAGAAAAGCUUGUGGAAGUCGCAGUCACGUUGGAUAUCAGUUACAAUCGCUUACGAAGACUUUCCGCACGGACUAUGGCCAGGAUUUCCAGCGUCUGGCAUUCUGUUCAAGGGCGAGAGGAUUUGAAAUUCGAAAUAUGUUUUGAAAAAAACCCUUUGCUCAUACCGCCUUUAAUUGUCGCCCAAGGAGGUGUGACUGAGAUUACGAAGUAUUUUUUCGAAUUAAAUAUAGGACUUGAAGAAUUCUUCGGCACUAAAAUUAUUUGCUUUGGAGAAGUUGGUUGCGGAAAAACAAGUCUACUGCUGAGUCUUUCCAGUGGAUAUCGAAGGGUGACCGAUUCUGAACAGGAGAAAACGGUAUUUUCAGAACUUCACUGUAUAACCCAUGAAAUAUCCAGAAAGAGUUGGGAGAAAUAUUCAAAUAUUACUACAGAAUCAAAGGAUUCGAACACGGCGUUUCUGCCACUGGUAUCGUUCAAGAUUCUUGCUUGGGAAUUUUCUGGAAAUGCGUAUUACGAAGGAAUUGCGUCCUUUUGCACUACAACUCCGCUUAUUUCAGUUAUAUGCGUCAAUCUGCAGAGCUACCAAGAUGCAGUGACCAGUUAUUCCCUAAACAAUACGUCCUCUACAGCGUCCUUUUACACUUGUGUCGGUCAGUGGGUUGACCUUAUGUUAUCCCGUACUAACGGCGUCACAGCCAUAAUUGUCGCGACCAAGUGCGAUCUAGUUGAACGACCCCUCAUUCCUGGAUUGAUAGCGCAGCUUCGCAAGGAUGUUCAUAUGUAUGUUAACUACAGGCUAAGGAAAAUCACUGACGAAAUACAGCGCCUCGAAGAAAUGCCCAGAAUUAACUCAACAACUAAGCAUCAACUAGAGUACCUAUACAAUAUUUAUAAAGCUUUUUCAAUUACUAUUCAUUAUGAAAUAGUAACCACCUCGUGCGUGGGUUCAGCUGAGUUUACGUUGGAGCCGACCAACCUGUGCGAUGCCGUGUUAAAAUUGACCAAGACUCUCAAACAUGUAUUUCCAUUCAUGUUACACGUUAUUCCGCCAGGGUGGAUAAAGGUUGCCCACUAUUUAGAAGAAUCUCCACAAAGUGAACCCACAGAUGCAAGGCUUUUAAUUGAUUUUGUGCAUUUCAAAAGCAUCCUGCACCACCGAUUUCAAAUUAAACCCGACUCUGCGCUUUUAAUUGCAACAUACCUGCAUGAGAGCGGCAAAGCCUUCCUAUUACAAACCGCCUAUGCCAAGGAGGAAAAAUUGAAACGAAGCAUCCUCCGUGGCGGAAACACUCAGGGCCCACAUGCGUUAUUCGAAAGUACUUCUCACGCUCUAAAAACCGGCUACAUUCCUGGAUCAAUGCUUCCCCACAUUUUUGAAGCUUGUGGGCUUGCCCCGGCCGCAUCGGGCAUUCCUACAAUGAAAUCUAUGUUCCUCAUUAUCUGGCAGUGGUUGGAGAUAGGUUACCCCAUUAAGAACAAUGAUGCCACGGCCAAUGUCAGAACUGAAGGCCUCAGCAUUGAGGAGUGUUUGAAUGAGUAUGCUACUCCUUACAGUUUGGCUGUGGCUGCGGAUAUCCUGCGUUCACAAGAAGAGACGGCGGAGUACACGACUGCAUCGUCUGCGGUACAGAACCGAGGCACCAAAACAACCAGAAGUGCUAUCAUCAAAUCUGAUUGGUUGGCGUCGAAUGGCCUACCGGGUCUCCGCUUCCCCAUGCGUCUGAUGGCGUCCCGGAGCCCAGAGGCAGAACAGGUCUGGGCGUCGGCUACAGAUACCAUUGAAAACUCUAUCUGUCUGGCCUACCGGUUUCCAAAUGGUCUAACUCCCGGUGUUCUGGCACGGGCCCUGUUCUGCUAUCUGAGCCAAUGGAAGGAUGGCACGUUGAUGGUGUCUCGGGAUGCUGCGUUCCUGCUGCAACUGACGAAAAAGGAAAAGUCCGGAGAGGAAGAAGAUGUUGUCCUCUUUGAGGUCCGUUCACGCCAACCAAUGUGUACUGAUCAAACGAUGACUACCCUGGAGGCUGGGGGAGAUGAAACUGAGCGCGCCAACCGCUCAGCGAUGCAAUUAAAGUCUGCGCAGCUACUGUGGCAGAUGCUGACCCCAGUUGCCGGGGUCUUUGAAAGCGUCCUUCUCAGUUACAAAGGUUACUGCCCUUACUUCUGA